This is a messenger RNA of Aspergillus chevalieri, 1704 nucleotides long. RefSeq names its product MDM34 family protein (gene MDM34). NCBI's taxonomy places the organism in Eukaryota, Fungi, Ascomycota, Eurotiomycetes, Eurotiales, Aspergillaceae. Gene Ontology annotation, biological process: phospholipid transport; mitochondrion organization. Gene Ontology annotation, molecular function: lipid binding. The transcript has 2 exons. Bases 1 to 1704 code for a protein of 567 amino acids. The record is from RefSeq and is a predicted model, not a curated record. Gene Ontology annotation, cellular component: ERMES complex.
AUGGCGUUCAACUUCAACUGGUCGCCGCUCAUGGCGGACGCGAGUUUCUACACUCGUGCCCAAGAGCUUCUGACUGCUGCUCUCAAUAAAUCGCCUAAACCACCGAUUAUCGUCGACGAUAUUAUCGUGACCGAGUUGAAUUUGGGCUCGAUCCCUCCCGAAUUGGAAAUUCUCGAGAUCGGCGAUUUGGCGGAGGAUCGGUUCCGAGGAAUCUUCAAGAUGUCAUACACCGGAGACGCCUUUUUGACGCUGAAGACCAGAGUCCAGGCGAAUCCUCUCAACACCUAUCUCAUGACACGCCCAUCCUUCGCAUCGCCACUACCGCUGGCUGCAGCGACUCCCCUUACUAUUCCCUUACAGAUCACCCUCUCCGAUUUCAAACUCUCCGGUUUUGUUAUAUUGGUCUUCUCCAAGCAGAAAGGAAUCACCGUCGUCUUCCGAAAUGACCCGCUCGAGUCGCUUAAGGUCUCCUCCACGUUCGAUUCGAUCCCAUUCGUCCGUGACUUCUUGCAACGGGAAAUCGAGGCCCAACUCCGCAUACUGUUCAUGGACGAGCUGCCGGCUAUUAUCCAUCGCCUAUCGCUACGGCUAUGGGUUCCGGAAUAUCGGGCAAAGGAGGAGAUGCAGAACCAGAUGAAUACAACCCCAACUCCCACUGAAGGUCCUGGGCACGAUCCUCUUGCCAGUCCGCCUCAAGAUCCCGUCGAUUCAUCAGGCAAUGCAUUGGACGAGUCGGAAAUCGCGUCGUUAUCGCUGGAUUCAGCCGUCGAAACACACUCGCUGUUCUCCCAGAAGAACCUUCUUAGCCUGGCGACUCUGACGGACUCCCAGCGCACACUGUCACUCUUUACCCCGUCGAUUCAACAAGUCGUAUACCGUGCAUGGACAUCAUCCGAUCAGAACGAUUUGUCUGCCAGCGUCAUGUCGCCAAUAAGCCCCGCUCUCUCAAGAACUCAGUCGCAGACUGGCAGCAUGUCGACUUUCUUGGACAACGCGAGUACAAUCUCAGCCCAAAGCAGGACACCCACGGGACCCACUCAGUCCUUUAGCAGCUAUGGCCUGAGCUUGGGAGCCGGUCGUCAUUCCAAAGCACAUGCCAGAAGGCGGAAGAAGCGCGUGGUCGACCUCCGUAAUCGCCCAACGACACCCGACGACUCCGCUAGCGCGAGCGUGAGCGACGAAAUCACCUACACGGAGAGCGCCAGUGCUCCUUCAGUUAGUUCCGCUCCGCUGCCGGCCGUCCAUGAACAGCCUGACGACCCGGUUACCCCGCCAUUGUCGCCUGAGAGUGACCAGCGCCUCCCCGCCAUCCCCGAGAGACGUCGUAUGAGCCUCUCGCGCUCCUUGCCUCGCCGCGACAUCUCGAAUGAAAUCCUCCGUGAUCAAACUGGGCCUUCUGAACCUCCUCGGAACACCUUCAAGACUGACGACGCGAGUGUGACUGUUGGGGGCGUCCGCCCUGCACCUCACCAGGAAGCCGGUCCCUCUUCGGGCCCUACACACCAGCUUUCUGCGGCAGGCCUUCCAUUUCCCCAUGAUAGCCCGACCGGUAGUAGCAUUGUUGACCAAGUCUUGGUCGAGAAACUGGCGGGUGAAAUCGCACGCCGUAUGCGUGACGAGAAACUAAUGGCACCAAACUCUUGUGGUUCAUUCUGGGACCACGGUCCACCGGAAGAAACACCACCACCGGCUUAUGGCCAGUGA